Molecule: messenger RNA, 1467 nt
Organism: Malassezia restricta
Lineage: Eukaryota; Fungi; Basidiomycota; Malasseziomycetes; Malasseziales; Malasseziaceae
Product: oligosaccharyltransferase complex subunit alpha (ribophorin I)
Exons: 1
Coding region: 1-1467 (488 amino acids)
Cellular component (GO): oligosaccharyltransferase complex; membrane
Source: RefSeq, a predicted model, not a curated record
AUGCAAAAGACUGGUAUAAGGCUGUCGGUGUUUACUCUUUUGGUCUAUAUGGCCGUGUGUCUGCUAGGACACAUGUCAGCAUGCGCUGCAGCUGAGACAGAAUGGACGCAGGAGUCAUACUCUAAGAAGCUGGAUCUUGGCGGUGCUGUGAGUGUCGUAGAGCUGGACAUUAAGGCCACACCUGCUGAGAUCGGACCGGAGGGUAGUGCCACGUACCUUUUCUAUCUCUCCCGUCAGGAGCAUGACGGCCUCUCCAUGCUGACGGCAUCAUUGGAGCAAAACAGCACUCAUUCACAAUUGGAGGUGAUGCCGUUAGGACCUCUGGGUGAUCAGCAAGACACAUAUCAAUACGCUAUGAAUAUUCCAAUGAAGGAGAAGAGCGACGUCUCUCUCAGUAUCAAGGGCGUGUUUUUGCACCAAGCGUCGCCUUUGCCUAAAGAACUUAAACAAGGCGAUCUGCAACUCCUUACUUGGGACGGUGAUGCUCAGCCCCGUACACCUUAUGUGACAGCAUCGGCCACAGUGUUCAUUAACUCACCUGACCCUAUUCUCACAUUCAAGGCGCCAGUGACUUCGUCGCAGCUGGGAAACGCAGUGCAAUUUGGCCCAUUCACUGAUCUGCAGCCCUAUACGGCAGACUCGGAGCCUGUGCCCCAAGGCCACGUUCAUUUUGCGUACAGCAAACCUCUGGUGUCUUACAAGAAGUACCAACGCCAUGUGGAAAUAAGUCACUGGGGUGACAACAUGGCCACACACGAUUAUAUUUGGCUCCAAAAUGUCGGUCCAAGGCUCAAAGGCUGUUUUAGCCGCUCCCAAAACAUGAUCAACAUGCACAUGAAUCCUCUGCUGGAGAAGACGUCACAAAUUCAGUCGAUUCCGCUGAGUCUACCGGGGAGUGCAGAGGGUGUGUACUAUGUGGAUGCGACUGGCAAUGUCUCAACGUCGAACCUCAAGGCAUCGCCCAAGGUAGCUGGGACACCUCGCCGCUUAGAUAUUCGGCCCCGCUACCCUGUCCUUGGUGGAUGGAAUUACACGUUUACGGUGGGAUGGAACGAGAGAAUGAGUAAAAGCGGUAUUGCACGUUUCAACCCAGCCAAGCCUUGGCGCACCCGCAUUGCCGUCCCAUUCUUGAUAUCUCCCAAGACGGCCUCAAUUGAAAACGCAACACUAACUAUUUCGUUACCUGAAGGUGCCCAGGACAUCAAAGUCUCUCUGCCAUUCAAGGUCGAUAAUGUGCACACAAGCCGAUAUCCUUCGUAUUUGGAUACCGUUGGCCGUCCGACGAUUAGCAUCACGCGGGCUAAGUGCUCCUUCAUGAAUGCCAUGCCAGUAUUUGUGGAAUAUACACUGCCGAUCACGACAUAUCUGCGCAAGCCUUUCUGUGUGACGCUGGCCGUCCUGCUUGUAUUUGCGGCGUCGGCUUUUGUUAGUCGCCAAAUCAAUGCGAUACCUCAGUCCGCGAAGUAA